CUUUUCUCCCUUUUUCUACAUCUCUCUCUACCCCCUCUUUACCUCUUUCUGGAUCCGUUCUGUAUUUCUAGGGUUUUGAAUUUUAUCUCUAACUAAAUUAAUAAAUUCCGAAAUUAAAUUAAUUGAAAUUCGCCGAUAUGAAGCUCACCGUGAAAACUCUCAAAGGCAGCCACUUCCAAAUUACCGUCCACCCGAACGACACCGUAAUGGCUGUUAAGAAAAGCAUUGAAGAUGUACAAGGCAAAGAUAAUUAUCCAUGUGGCCAGCAAUUGUUGAUUCACAAUGGGAAAGUAUUAAAAGACGAAACUACUUUGGCUGAAAACAAGGUUUCUGAAGAUGGUUUUCUUGUUGUCAUGUUAAGUAAGAGCAAAAGUUCAGUUUCAAGUGUGUCAACAUCUUCCCAGCCUGCACCUAUUGCUGCACCAGCUUCUGUUCCUACUCCUGCAGCUGAAUCUCAGCCAGUUGUACAGGCCCCUAAGACCACUGCUUCAGCUUCUGUCGCUCCAUCAGCAAAUGACGCUUUUAACCCUUAUGCUGAAGCUGCUUCCAAUAUAGUUGUUGAUAACUCUCUCGAGCAGACUAUUCAACAUCUGAUUGAUAUGGGUGGUGGUAGUUGGGACAAAGAGACAGUAACACGUGCACUUCGAGCUGCGUAUAAUAAUCCCGAACGAGCUGUGGAUUACUUGUAUUCAGGAAUCCCUGAGAGCGCAGAAGUCGCAGUUCCAUUGGUUCAAUCUGGAGUCGAUUCUGUUGCUGCUGUAAGUGGUCCACCUGCUUCAGGAGCACCUAAUUCAUCCCCGUUGAAUUUGUUUCCUCAGGAGACUAUUUCUGGUGGUGCUGGUCUUGGAUCCCUUGGUUUCCUCAGGAACAACCAGCAGUUUCAAGCACUGCGUUCGCUGGUUCAAACUAAUCCUCAAAUUCUACAGCCCAUGCUCCAAGAGCUUGGGAAACAAAAUCCUUCACUUUUGAGGCUCAUACAAGAAAACCAUCAAGAGUUCCUCCAAUUGAUCAACGAACCUGUUGAUGAUUCCGAAGGGGAUAUAUUUGAUCAGGCAGAUCAAGAAAUGCCACACGCUGUUAGUGUGACACCUGCAGAGCAGGAGGCCAUCGAAAGAAUGGAGGCGAUGGGUUUUGAGAGAGCUCUUGUUAUUGAGGCAUUUCUAGCUUGCGAGCGCAACGAGGAAUUAGCGGUGAACUACCUCUUGGAGCAUGCUGGAGAUUACGAGGACUAAAUGCUCGACAAAUUUUAGAUCAACAAUUCAUUAGUGAAAAACACGAGUUUAAACCGUUUUUAAAUUUUUUUUUUUUCAACUUGUUAUACUGGGAAUAUGUAAGAAUUUGAUGCUGAUUGGGAUUUCGAUUGAUAUGUAUUGAUUAUGAAGUCCAUAGUAUGGUUUUUGGUUUUCAUUACAUGAAUAUUAAUUGUUGGAGACAAUAGUGGAGUCAGGAUUUUAAGUA
Molecule: messenger RNA, 1458 nt
Organism: Erythranthe guttata (spotted monkey flower)
Lineage: Eukaryota; Viridiplantae; Streptophyta; Magnoliopsida; Lamiales; Phrymaceae
Product: ubiquitin receptor RAD23b
Biological process (GO): proteasome-mediated ubiquitin-dependent protein catabolic process; nucleotide-excision repair
Cellular component (GO): cytosol; nucleoplasm
Molecular function (GO): polyubiquitin modification-dependent protein binding; proteasome binding; ubiquitin binding
Source: RefSeq, a predicted model, not a curated record